ACAUAAAUACAUAACCUAUCCGACAUUGUUUCGCAAUAAUUCGGUAACGCGUUAAAGUGUAUAACGAAUACUUUUUUGUAAUAAAAUAUUUAUAUAAAAUAUUAUUGACGGAAAGAAAUUUGAUAAAGAACAUGGCAGUAGUGAUAGAAACCACUAUAGGAGAUUUUACAGUAGAUCUCUAUAUCGAUGAACGUCCUCAAACUACGCGGAACUUUUUAAAGUUGUGCAAGAUCAAGUACUAUAAUUGGAAUCUUUUUCAUUCGGUGCAUACUAAUUUCAUUGCACAAACCGGAGAUCCUACUGGUACUGGGAAAGGUGGAGAAAGUGUGUACGGAAUCGUAUUGGGCGAAAAAGCUCGUUAUUAUGAAGCCGAGCAUAUGCCAAAGAUUAAACAUAACAGGAUAGGUCUGUUAUCUAUGGUGAAUUGUGGCAACAAUAUGCUGGGUUCCCAAUUUUUUAUCACGCUAGGACCGGAACUCCAGUCUUUGGACAAUGAGCAUUGCGUGUUUGGAGAGAUCACAGAGGGAUUGGAGAUUAUUCUCAAGUUUAACGAGGCUAUCUGCGAUGGCGAUCAAAGACCUUAUCAAGACAUAAGAAUAUCUCACACUGUCAUCUUGGAGGAUCCGUUCGACGAUCCUGUGGGACUCGUGAUUCCCGACAGAAGCCCGGAGCCGACAAAAGAAGCUUUAAUGAGCGACAGAAUUGGAGCGGAUGAGGCAAUCGACGAUAUGGGUGGUAUGACAAUAGAAGAACUGACGGAAAAUCAGAAGGCCAAGGAAGCAAAAGCAAGGGCCACGAUAUUAGAGAUCGUUGGCGAUAUACCAGACGCGGAUAUUGCCCCUCCCGAGAAUGUCUUGUUUGUAUGUAAAUUAAAUCCAGUCACGACCGAUGAUGAUCUCGAAAUUAUCUUCAGCCGUUUUGGCAAGAUUAUUGGUUGCGAAGUUAUAAGAGACCACCAAACGGGAGACUCCUUGCAGUACGCAUUCAUCGAGUUUGCCGAUCGUAAAAGUUGCGAAGACGCGUAUUUCAAAAUGGAUAAUGUCCUGAUCGACGAUCGAAGGAUACACGUGGAUUUCUCGCAGUCUGUUGCCAAAAUGCGUUGGCGAGGCAAGGGUAAAGGUAUCCGAUACUUUGACGAAGAUGAUAAGAAACGCGAUAACUAUUCCUUUUUGAAAAAACCUGAGACAUCACGCGAAAGGAACAAUGACAACGGUAAAGAUAGAGAAGACGGAAAGAGAAAGGAGAGCUCGCGCAAGGAUCAUAGAAAGUAUGAGCGCAGGAAAGAAGAUAAAGAUAAGAGAAAGGAAGACAGAUCUUACGAUAGAUACGAGAAUGAACGAAGGGAUAGAAGGAAGAAAGAGGAACGACGGGAUAGAGAUAAGGAGGAUCAGAGAAGAGACUACAGCGAAGACAGAUCAGAAAGGAGAAAUAGGAGGGAUGAGAACAACGACUGGAGAAGAGAUCACAGCGAAGAGAGAUUGGAACGAAGGAGUAAGAGGGACGAGUAUAGCGAUAGAGAACGUCGACAUCGUGAUAGCGAGAGAAAAAGGAAUGAAGAAGAUGAUACUAGGUAUAAAUCGCACAAGUAUAAAAAAAAACGGUGAAGGAAAAAACGAGAUGAUGUUGAUGAUGUUGAAGAAAAUUCAAGAACUUAAUAUUCCUAAAAUAUAUAUAUAUCAUUAUUGUGAAUAACGUGAAAACAUUAUGAAGAUAAUUUUAAUUUAAUCAAGGAAGAAUUUAAUAAAGACAAAACAUCAUUUUUUGAUAAAAUGAAUAUUUGUAAUUUACAUCUUUUUUGUAACGAUUCAUUUAUAGAAAAGAUGUUUCUUGCGAAUUAAAUUAUCUCUAUGACUACAAACGCGAUUUUUACACAAACAUAUAAAGGCACAUUGAUAGAUUUUAUUAUCCGAAAUGCAUAGAUAUUUGAAUUUAGGUAUAAAUCUUUUCUGUCGCAUCAUCAAAGUGAAUAAUGAAAUAAUUUUAGAGGAUCUGUAAUUCAAACCUUUUUUUUUACACCAAAAUUGUCAGCGUUCUUUCGAGUACAAAAUAUUCGAAAGCACGAUAUCCGCAGAGAUAUCGAUCGACGGAUGUGCUUUCUUUCUCGCAAAUCUCUGAACGACGGAAUCGAUAAGGCCACGGGAAAUUCUACGGAUUCUACUGAUACCAGCGCAGUAAUAAGUAAAGCUAUCGAAACCAUAGACUUCGUUCGUUAAAUAAGGCGCGAAGUCUCCCAUAAUUUCACGAUGAAAAGAAAUAGCACGGCUUGUCGCGGAGCAAACGGCCGUAUCAAAAAUAGAGAGCAAAGAAGAGGGGAUCCAGCGGCGAGAUACUGUUCGAACAUCGCCGUAGAUUCGAGGAGGAGUAUCGUUUCUCACAAAAGUCCGAGUCGAAAAUCUCGCUUCACCUCACAUGUGAAAUUAUUAUAGGAACGAUUCACAUUUCGCUUUUACACGUGGACACGUAGAUAAUAUAGCUACGCAGCCCGUAGUAGGAUGCCUUUUCUUUGGUGAUGUCGCAUUUGGUAUUCUUUUGCAUAUGGAAAGUACAUUAAUGCAUUCCGUCUACCUCGCGAUAUCGCUUUGCCCGUUUCUCCUCGCGUGGGAGAGACAGGAAGUAGGAAACACAUUGGAAACGAAGUCGAGAAGCAGUUCACC
Camponotus floridanus (Florida carpenter ant) is the source of this 2654-nucleotide messenger RNA. Its product is annotated as peptidyl-prolyl cis-trans isomerase sig-7. Lineage: Eukaryota; Metazoa; Arthropoda; Insecta; Hymenoptera; Formicidae. The record is from RefSeq and is a predicted model, not a curated record. Gene Ontology annotation, molecular function: peptidyl-prolyl cis-trans isomerase activity; RNA binding. Gene Ontology annotation, biological process: protein peptidyl-prolyl isomerization. The transcript is spliced from 4 exons. Gene Ontology annotation, cellular component: nucleus. Bases 132 to 1604 code for a protein of 490 amino acids.